AUGUCGCUCGCUGCAGCCGCCACCGCACAAGCGCAAGCGUCCACGUCCAACUUUGUCGCCGAGCACCUCAAGUCGCCCGACGACCUUAGCAAGAUCGUCGCGCUGCGCAAGAAGCUCCUCAAGGAGCAGGCCACCCUCGACGCCAAGCUUAAGUCCGGCGCUAAGGAGCAGCUCGAGGCGACGCGCGAGGGACUUCUCAAACUUCAGGCCACAAAGAAGGACAUGGCUGGCAUCCGUGAGGCGUUUGCCGAGAUCGAAGCGCUCGCAGACGGCGCCGACAGCCGCGGCGCAAAGACCAAAGGGGCCGAGGCGUUCGCCAUCAUCACCGAGGUCUCGCAGAUCCAUCGCAAUUUUGUCCAGACAGCAACCAUGCUCCAAAAGCUCUCGGCUCUGCCGGGCCAGGUCGACGAGCUGUCUGUUUGGCUCGAGCACGACCAGGAGGACGCCAUGGGUCCAGCGACGUAUCUCUUGCCCCUCCAUUUCCAUCUGUCCAAGCUGGAGGCCUUUCGAAACGAGACAGUCCAGACGGCACGGCGCAGUGCCGCGGCCGACGUCCAGAACCAGAUCGCCGACUACUUUGCGCCGCUUGACAACCUCGUCAAGGCAUUCGAAGAGCAUCUCUUUGCGCUCGGCAGGAACAUCAUGGACCUCGCGCGAGAAGGCAGGACCAACGUCGUUGUCAAGGUCCUCAAGAUCGUAGACAAGGAGAGCAAGGAGGAUGAGAAGGCGGCAGCGAUCCGGCUCGCCAAGAAGGCCAACCUGGAAGGCGCCUCGCGCUUCCGGUCGGUCGUGGCGAACGCGCGCGUCAUCAAACUCUACCGACCAAAGGUGCUCGGCGGCAUGGAGCGCGCAGCCAAGGAGCUCUUCGAAGAGGCAUGGAACCGCUUCGCCGCAGAGAACCCCAUGGGCCUGCUAAACAAUCUCGACUGGAUCUACAAGGACCUAGAGCUGGUCAAAGAAGAGAUCGCUCCGCUCUUCCCGGAGGACUACAACAUCUUCCGCUGGUACGUUAAGGCGUACCACAAGAUCCUCGGCACCAUGCUCAAGGACCGCAUCCUCGCGACGGACCCGGAAGCGUCGUCGCUUUUGACGCUGUACCAGUUCACAAAGGAGUACGAGUCAACCAUGAAGCAGGAGCUUGGCGUCGAUGUAGACUGGCUCAAGCCGUCGCUGCUCGGCGGCAAGGAGCAGGAGAUCAUCGACGACUACCUCUCGCUUAUCAUCAAGAAGAUCGACGAGUGGAGCGCGAACCUCAUGUCGGACGAGGUGCGCGCGUUUGUCGCACGCGAGAACCCACCGGACGAGGACACCGAGGGGCUGUACGGCAUGCAAGGCGCCGUCAUCCUCUUCCAGAUGGUCAACCAGCAGAUGGACCUCGCCGCCGACAGCGGGCAGGGCUCAAUCCUGACGCGCGCAAUCGACCAUGCGUGCAAGGCGAUGGCAAAUUGCCAGGCGACGUGGAUGCGCGUUCUAGAGAGCGAAUUCAAGAAACAGUACGAGGCCAAGAACCCGGACGAGAUCGUCGGCGGCUUGGUCGAGUACGUCAUUGCGCUCGCCAAUGACCAACUCAAGAGCGCCGAUCACGCCGAGGCGCUGCAGAACCGCAUGGAGCCACUCGUCAGCCAAAAGUACAAGGUGCAGAUUAGGGAGGCCAUCGACAAUGCCAUCAACGGCUUCCUCGACGUCAGCAAGCGCUGCACGCAAGUGCUCGUCGAGCUCGUCUUUGCCGAUCUCCGCCCGGCUGUUAAGGAGCUGUUCCAGUUCCCUGCCUGGUACGCUGAGGGUACUACCACGCUCAUUACCGAGACGAUUCGGGACUAUUCACAGGACUAUGCGUCGCACCUCAACCCGAACCUGUUCGAGGUGCUGCAGGACGACAUGAUCGAGCGCUUCCUGCUCGCGUACAUUGGAUCGCUGCGCAAGUGCUCCAGGUUGCGCAUGCCUGGCGCUGCGGAUCGCAUGCGCCAGGACACCGAGGACGUCAUGACGCUCUUUACCGGCUACGGGCGCGAGGAGGAGAUGAAGGAGAAGCUAGAGGUGCUCAAUCAGAUCAUCGGUCUGCUCACCGCAUCGUCGACCAUGGCCUUCCUGUCCUACUGGAGCUUCGCCAAGGCGCAUGGCCCACAGCUCGCCUUUGUCGAGCACAUCUGGCGGCAGCGGGACGACCUGGAGCGCUCCGACGUCGCGGCGAUCAUGGAGAGCUGCAAGCGCAAAGUCGCCGCUGAGGGUCUCACCGAGAUCCCCGAGACGGGCGCGACGAUCGUCCAUCGGGCCAUGCAGGCGUACAGCGCUAGCGCCUCGACGGGCGGCGCGAUCGGCGCCGCGUCAAGCCUGUUUGCCAACGUCGUCACCAAAGUCGGAGGGUCGAUGAUGGACACCGCCACCGCUGCCGGUGGAUCUGGCGGCUGGCGAGGCUUGCUCGGCGGUGGCGGCAGUAGUGGUAGCGGCGCAAGUCGGAUACCGCCGUCGGCGUGA
Messenger RNA from Tilletiaria anomala UBC 951, 2475 nucleotides. Its product is annotated as exocyst complex component Sec6. Gene Ontology annotation, molecular function: SNARE binding. The record is from RefSeq and is a predicted model, not a curated record. Gene Ontology annotation, cellular component: exocyst. The coding region runs from base 1 to 2475 and encodes 824 amino acids. Lineage: Eukaryota; Fungi; Basidiomycota; Exobasidiomycetes; Georgefischeriales; Tilletiariaceae. Gene Ontology annotation, biological process: exocytosis; exocyst localization. The transcript has 3 exons.